Messenger RNA from Lodderomyces oxycetoniae, 1227 nucleotides. RefSeq lists its product as uncharacterized. Bases 1 to 1227 code for a protein of 408 amino acids. Lineage: Eukaryota; Fungi; Ascomycota; Pichiomycetes; Serinales; Debaryomycetaceae. The record is from RefSeq and is a predicted model, not a curated record. The transcript is spliced from 2 exons.
AUGAAACAGGUUUCCCAGGUAUCUAAUGUUGAUUUCACUAAUCUAAGGAGAAUGUCUACUAGCAACUCUCAUGUUUCGGAGAGCAGCAACAAUACUAUGAAGAACAAUUCUUUAGCCAAAUUGUUUUCAAAAAAUAAGUCUUCAACAACGAUACAGCCCGACCAGUUUAGCAGUAAUGAACGGUCAGAAGUUUCUUCUGAAAAAGAAGUUUCAACAGAUGAAACGGCAAAAGUAGUGGGUUCCCGGAAAAGCAGAAAGAUGCCCAGACUAAAGCUUUCAAGUAAGAAAACACAUACAAGCACGCCAACCUCUGAUCACACAACAGCCAAUGAAACAGACAAUGCUGCUUUUAAUUACACAAUAACCACAACAACAACAGCAGCAACACCACCACCACCACCAACAACAACAACAACAACAACCACAAGCACCCUGAGUACGAAAACCAGAAAAAUGUCAAUAGGCUCUUCUGUGACGAGCUUUCACAACUUGUUCCACAAACCACUCACGAGUUCGCUGUCUACGAAAAAUGAAGAUAAGAUUCGUACCGACAGUCUGCACACUUCACCUUCAAAGAGUGCAGUUGGAUUGUCGUCGAACAACUCAAACUCCAUGAUAACUGAUCCAACUCUUGCAAGUAUGUUCAGGUUCACCAAUGCCAAUCACUCGAUAGAGGAAAACGAAGGUACAUUUGAUCAUGGAACCCUACUUGAAUUGCAACGGAAAAUGUUUACACCGGCAGACCUGUAUAUUCAACACAAGAUAAACAAAUAUCAUCAGCAAGAUAUUGGAUUGGGUAUAACAAAUGAGCAUGACAUGACAAACGAUACGGAGCCAGACACAGCAGACCAAAUCAGAUUUAUUAAGUUUCACCAAAGGUUAUCCGAUACCUUACGGCCGUUAUUUAUCCCACAGCAUAAAAGUGAUGGAAACUGGGUGCCAUCCACCAGGAUUCUUGGUGAAUCUGUUGAAGAUCUUGGAAUGGCAAUAAAGGAAAGCUUUUUGGAUGCAGCAUCUCAAGCAAAGAAAGUUGGCACAAUUAGCAAACAGCACAAGCCCCGAGGGAAAAUAUCAAAAUCUGGAAUAAAGAGUCAUCCGCAACCUAUUCAAAUUACAAAUGAAACAAAUCAUAUAGUUUCUAAUCAAUAUCAUGUGCAACCCUUUCAUUUGAUACAACAAUAUUACGUCCAUUCUUACGAAACAGAAUUGCCACAACGAAUCAACUAA